AGCUGUCUGGCCUAGAAGUCGGGGAGUCGGGGUGUGUGAGCCAUGCAGUGCAACAGCUGCCAAGCCAGGUGCUGCUCUUCGGACUUCCCAGCAGCAGCUUUGUGCGAGACAUGCGACCACCCUCCCACGUUCUGCCUGGCCUGCCUCGGCGGCGUGAAGCAAACAGGUCGCUGCCCCGAGUGCGGUGGGGGUCUUCAGGCGGAGGACAUGGAGCGGCUGAUGGGCGCCCUGCGGCACCGCAACCGCGAGUGUGCUGCCUUCCAUGAUCUGGAUACUUUGAAGAAGCGCGAGGAGGAGGCAAAAAGGACCGCUCAUCGUGAUCUCCUUGGCAUUGACGACGGCCAGCCACAGAGCGGAGAUAUCGAGGUCACAGUGCUGGAUGGCAGGCGUUGCAAGCUGAGGCUGUGCCGCCGGGACCGCCUCAGCUCGGUGAAGAGGGCCAUCGAGACCCAGCUGGCAGUGCCAGCAGGCAAGCAGCGGCUCCUCUUCCGCGGCCGGGAUCUGACGGCCGCGGAAGAUGAUCCGUGCUGGGGCACGCUGGGAGUUCCCUUUGGCGAGGCCUUGCAGCUUGUGAUCAUCAUGUACGAAACGAGCUCCGGCUCCAACGUCAGGCGUCUCAGCUUCGAUUUGAGUUGGAGACCGACACUUGUGACAUUGAGAUCAGGGAAGGUCACUUGUCAUCACCUGAACGGCUCCUGCAUCCUCCUGAACCGAUUCGGCCGUGUGCUCGACACGGUGGAUUUCCAGAAGCGGAGCUGUUCAGGUGUGCAGCACGGAGGACCUUCGUCAAAGCACAGCCCCAAGCAGAGCCUAGAAGUGGACAUGCGCAUGCUGCCCUCCGAUUGCUCUUCUUUGUUCUUCACCCUGAGCGGCUUCGCACCUGGGGGCGUCACACUGGCAGUCUUCCAGGACCCCUCGGUGCACUUGAGGGACCGCAGCAGUGCAAAGAUCCUGGCCAGCUAUACGGCAGAUCGAUGCAGGACUGGAGAGGCAGUGGUGCUUUGCUGCGCCGUGAGGGACGAGCGCACGAAUGAGUGGAGAGUGCAGCAAGUGGGGCGCGGAAGCUCCGGCAACACGAAGGACUACGGCGGGCUUUAUCAGACGGUGCGAAGUCUUGUCGACAAGAUGUGACCCCGAUCCCUACUGAGUCUUGCCGAGAACGCCUUGUGGGCAGGGCGGAAAUGUUCGAAAGGAGCACUAGUGAGUGCAGUAGCUAGGAGUUUGAGAGUUUGAGUCGACCACUCAGUCCAGGUGAGCUGUGCGACUCCGCGUGCCAGCAUUCAUUCGUGUUUGGGGGAUGUUCCUGCCGUGCAUCGCUAGACAUGGCCUGUGGCAAAAGCCCCGCCCUGUGGGCCUGAUUAGGGAUGCAUUUGUGUGGGCGCCUCCAAGGGCGGCUUGUGCAAAGACUGGUUCUCUCCAGAACGACAGGAGAAGCGUUUGCUC
Messenger RNA from Effrenium voratum, 1443 nucleotides. The record is from the annotation of a GenBank genome assembly. NCBI's taxonomy places the organism in Eukaryota, Dinophyceae, Suessiales, Symbiodiniaceae.